AUGAUCUUUCUGGGACCAGUGGAACUCUCGAAACUGGGGAGAACUCUCACUCAUGAGCAUUUGUCCCUGGAUUUUCACCAGUUUUAUGUGCCUCCACCGGAACCCCUCGUCAAUUACUUGAAUAAAAAAAUUCUUCUGAACAAUGUGGGGUACAUAAAACAAUACCCAUAUAGCAGUCGUUAUAAUCUCAGUUUCUACGAUGAAGAUGCUACCAGAGCUGUCAUGGAGGACGUGAAAAUUUAUAAAAAACAUGGAGGGGGUACAAUUGUUGAUAACACUUGCAGUGGUAUCAACAGAGAUCUCUCGUUCAUGAAGAAAAUUAGUGCGGACUCUGGGGUGCAUGUGAUCCUCGGAUGUGGGUAUUACGUGGAGGCGACACAGACUCCGAGUACUUUGAAAUUGACUGAAGAGCAGAUGCACGAUGUCAUGUUGACAGAAUUGACAGAAGGUUGUAUUGAAGAUGCCAGUUUGAAGGCUGGAUUCAUCGGAGAAGUUGGAAGUUCAUGGCCGAUGACUGGAUUGGUGUUGCAGAUACAAUUCGGAGGUCACGGCUACUCUCACAUCCUGACGAACGUAAUCCCCAGGAUGUUCUCCAAGGGCUUCACCAAUCAGGACAUCGAUGCUAUCACCCUGGAGAACCCCAGGACGUGGCUCACAUGGAAAAAUCCCCAGUGAGUCAAUUUUUAGAACAGAUGAAUUCUGUUACAAAAUUGUAAACUGCAUUUUAUGUUCACGCUCAGUUUUCUGAAGAUAUCUCAGAAUUGAAGGAAGAUAUCGAUAUUUUCAUAGAUACCUUUUUUGUAGCUAUCAUGAUUUCUUAUAAAAAAGGUUGAUAUGAAAAAAUCGAUAUAUCCCUUCGGUUCCGAGAAAUCGGAUAAAAACUGGUCUUGAAAUACUUAUCCUUUAGCUGCUGAAUUCGUUAGUGAAUUUAAAAUGGAUUCUCCGUUUUUCAAAAAGAUCGAAGAAAUCCUUGUAGUUAAUUCUUAAUAAAUGAAUUGUAACAUCGCUUU
Messenger RNA from Fopius arisanus, 1010 nucleotides. Its product is annotated as phosphotriesterase-related protein. The record is from RefSeq and is a predicted model, not a curated record. NCBI's taxonomy places the organism in Eukaryota, Metazoa, Arthropoda, Insecta, Hymenoptera, Braconidae. The coding region runs from base 1 to 675 and encodes 224 amino acids. Gene Ontology annotation, molecular function: zinc ion binding; hydrolase activity, acting on ester bonds. Gene Ontology annotation, biological process: catabolic process. The transcript is spliced from 5 exons.